AUGUCGCUAGACGAAGACAGCCUCGAGACUAAAGUGGAGCUCGUCCGCCCCCUACUGUUGCUGCACCACAAGCCAAAAACUCCGUGCCUCAGCUGGUCCUCCCUUGAUAUUUUGGGUCUGAUCAGAGCGGCAAUUGAGUGGGACUUCAAGGACAGCGACCUCGAUGCUCUGGUGGGGUCCAGCAUCUCACAACCCCAGAUGAAGAAUCGACCAGCUGAAUCUCUAGGAUUGGAUUUCAAGAAAUUGCAGGAGGAUCCAAUAAAGCUCUCAUCGUCGAGAAGGAUUAAUGGCGGUAACAAUGAAAGUGAUCAUCUGAAAGUUCUAUGCUUGGUCGACGGUUGCAGGGCGGACCUUAGCCGUUGUCGGGAAUAUCAUCGGCGGCACAGAGUCUGCGAGCUCCGGUCCAAGACCCCUGUUGUCGUCGUCAAGGGAGAACAUAAACGAUUCUGCCAGCAGUGCAGCAGAGUCCAUUCUCUGGUGGAGUUUGACGAGGGGAAGAGGAGCUGCAGAAAACGUCUCAAUGGACACAACCAGCGCCGGCAGGACACCCAAAAGCGUUUCAUCCCCUUCUUCCUCCUCGGCCUCUGCCGCCUCCACGACUUCGUCCUCCAGCGGCUCCUCGUCGUCAAAUAACUACUUCGGCGCCGC
This is a messenger RNA of Pyrus x bretschneideri (Chinese white pear), 648 nucleotides long. RefSeq names its product squamosa promoter-binding protein 1-like. The transcript is spliced from 2 exons. NCBI's taxonomy places the organism in Eukaryota, Viridiplantae, Streptophyta, Magnoliopsida, Rosales, Rosaceae. The coding region runs from base 1 to 633 and encodes 210 amino acids. Gene Ontology annotation, molecular function: DNA binding. The record is from RefSeq and is a predicted model, not a curated record. Gene Ontology annotation, cellular component: nucleus.